Serpula lacrymans var. lacrymans S7.9 is the source of this 314-nucleotide messenger RNA. RefSeq lists its product as uncharacterized. Lineage: Eukaryota; Fungi; Basidiomycota; Agaricomycetes; Boletales; Serpulaceae. The coding region runs from base 82 to 267 and encodes 61 amino acids. The record is from RefSeq and is a predicted model, not a curated record. The transcript is spliced from 2 exons.
ACCUUGAGAGAAACCAACAAGGGUUUCAACUGCGCCAAGACCUAUUCCUACAGAUAUGAAACCUAUACCAUUAAAGAAAUGAUGUUCAUCAGAUUCCAUCAUUUCGAUGCGUUGUUGGUUGAGAAGGGCUUUGACCAUGCGGUAAAAGGCGAGGAGAAAAUAGAGCAUUUGGAUAGCAAUGUACAAUGCAAGUGUGAGGUUGCUGAAAUAAAGCCACAAUGUCCGACCAUCCCCUGUGAAACCAACGGCCAGAGUGUCUGUCUCUAGGGAUGGGAAACUUUCUUGGUUAUUCCAACGAACGAACCGACUUCAUU